GUUUAUCUAACACUUGAAGAAAAUGCUUGAAGUCUUUAUUUUGAAGAUUGAAAAUCCAAACUGCUUUUGGGUUGGCAUAAAAGGAGGUGGAACGUUUAUAAUUGAUGAAAUGGAAUAUAAAAAACUUCAGUCUGAGAUGAAUCAGUUCUAUAACAAGACUUACAGAUAUGCGGAUGAAGUCAAGCCGCCUACGUUAGAAGAGGGACAGGUUUGUGUUGUUUAUUGUCAGGAGCUGAAAUCCUGGUGUAGAGCUGUUGUUAAAUCAUUCAAAUCACAUAAAGAUUAUUGUAUCACUGAGUGCUUCCUUGUGGAUUAUGCCCAAAUUGUUCAUGUGAAAACAGACAGAAUUUGUGUUGCCUUAGAAUCGUUUAUGAGAUUGCCCUACAGAGCAAAAAAGUUUCAGUUAUACUGUACCAAACCAGUAACUCUACGUGUUAACUACUAUACCAACAAGGUAGAGACAGUUCCUGUUGACAGAUGGGAUAUAGCAGCUAUCCAGUAUUUCCAAGACCUCCUGCAUGUAACCACCCAAGUGGAGGCCAAGUUGUGUGCUUUUAAAGAAGACAGUUUUGAUGUCUAUCUUUAUGUCACAAUAAAGGGUGAAAAGGUAUGUGUGAAUGAUGAUCUUGUUGCAAAGAAUUAUGCUUGUUAUGAGAUAAACAGUAAAACAAACAGCACUGUGGAGAACCAAAAUGAAAAAACAUCAUUAAGUAUUGAGUCUGCUUCAGAGGAGAUCAAUCCUGCAUAUGUUCUGUGGCCAAAGUUGCUGCAAGCCAAAAAACCAAAAGUUUUUGACAUGUCUGGUGAUCUUUCUGAUGGAUGUCAGAGAACAUCAUACAAGCCUUCACAAGAAAAUGACUCAUAUAAUAGGGAUGUAAUACUGACUAUCCCUCCUUUGAUGCAAGGUGUAACAGUUUCCGUACAGGGAGAUCUACCAACAGACCAAAAAACUACUGAAAUGCAACAAAUGGAGAAAGAUCUUUCUGAGAAAAAUCCUGGUGUGAAGCUUCUGCAGUUUUUAAAUCCUGAUCCUCUGAAAGCUGCUGAUCAACAAGAUGAGAGAGAGGCACUUCUGAGUGUCUGCCAACUUUGUCCUGUUGUUCUUAGCAAUAAAAUUGAACCAUGCUCAUCUCUGGAAAUGGCACCACUUUUUCUGGCUCUGAAGAAGGAACUUCUAAAGAACCAAUUCCAAGGUCCUAAUCAUACACAGUCUUACUCCUGGCCAGCAAUAGCUCGUGGCUAUGAUUCAGUUAUCAUCUCUCCUGAAAAGGAUCCACUUGUGUAUCUUCUGCCAAUUAUUACAUUCUUGCAGUCAAGAAGUUGCUACAUAUCUUUACCAGCUAGAAAUGGCCCAGUAGCUUUAAUCCUGUGUCCUGGACAGAAGAAAGCAGAAUGGGUGUUUCAAUUCCUGGAAAAUUACAGCUAUUGUUCCAGGUCUCUUCACCCAGUACUACUCUUACUAGGAAAGAAUAAGGAAGAAAUUAAGAGUGUACGAAUUCCAAGAGGAUGUGAAAUAAUUGUAACAACUCCACACAGCCUUCUGCGGCUGCUUGAAUACCAGUGCUUAUUGUUCCUUAGGCUCUGUCAUCUUGUGCUUGAUGAGGCUGAUGUGCUUUUCUCUGAGGACAGUGAUCAAAUAUUUAAAAUUUUGGAAUGUUACAAAACAAAUUUGAGUGUUGAAGGUAAAGAGUCUGCACCACAACAGAUUGUUGCUGUUGGAACACAUUGGAACAAAAAUAUAGAUUAUUUAAUGGAAGAGUUCAUGAAUGAUCCAUAUGUAGUGAUUACUUCCUUGCAAGAAGCUGCCAUAUAUGGCAAGGUACAACAGGUAGUACAGCUCUGCCUUGAAUGCAACCGCAUGUCUGCUUUACUUCAGAUUCUGGAUUUUACACCUAUGGAUGCUCAAAAGACAUUGAUUUUCACUAGGAGUGUGGAAGAAAUGGAAGUGGUUCACAAGGCAGUAGAGAGCUCUUCAAUAUUUUGUUUGAAAAUGAACUCAGAAAUUGGAUUUGAUUUCAGUAAUGUUGUAGAUCAGUGGAACAAACAAUUUAAUUCUGGCACAAAUGUAGUCUUAGUUUUAACUGAUGACUACACAACAGCCUUAGGAAUUACAGAUGCAACAUGUGUCAUUCAUUUCAGUUUUCCUGCAUCUCCAAGAAUCUUUGGUGCACGCUUAUACAACAUGUCUGCUAACUUCCAGAAUUCCAUUAAAAAGGUUCUUUCAGGAAAAGAACAGCCAAAGGCCAAAUCCAUCUUACUCUUGACAGAACAUAAUGCAUGCCAGGCAGUUGGAGUACUGAAUUAUUUAAAACGUGCAGAAGCCACUAUUCCACCUGAAUUAUUUGACUUGACUUCUGGAGUGCUGGAGGCCAGAGAGGAGAGUAAGAGUGAGAGACCUCUUUGUCACCACCUUAAAAAACAUGGAUUUUGCAAGAAUAAAAAGUGCUGUCCAGAUCGGCAUCGAAUUAGUUUAGAAACAGAUUUGCCUGGAAAGGUGUCUGAUGUAGCUGUGUCAACUGGAAAUGUAACUAUUCUACCUCUUUUUAUUGUGGAUGCAACAACCUACUUUGGCCGCAUAGUAGAUAAAGAGAAGGAUGUCUACACAGCUUUUGCAGAAGAAAUGAAUCUAUAUUACAAAACAGCUAGCAAUUGCAUCUCUGCUGAGACAGUGGAGAAGCUAACAGUUUAUGCAUUACAGGAAGAAAACACAUUCCACCGGGUUCAAGUGUUGGAGGUGAUGCCGAAAGAGAAAAGUUGCAUGUUUCACAAUGUGCAUAUCAGGUACAUAGAUGAAGGCAGGACUGGUCAAGUUCAAAGUUACCGCUUGCUUCUCUUACCAGAACCAUUUCAACUGUUGCCCCCUCAAGCUGUGGAGUUCAUUAUUUGCAGGGUUAGACCCAUUGAUAAUGAAGUAGAGUGGAACCCAAAG
This is a messenger RNA of Pogona vitticeps (central bearded dragon), 2929 nucleotides long. The record is from RefSeq and is a predicted model, not a curated record. Lineage: Eukaryota; Metazoa; Chordata; Lepidosauria; Squamata; Agamidae.